CAACACAGGCAGCAGUAAAUAUGGCAGACAGAGUCUUGUCCACAGAUGCUCACAAACUUAAUGUUUAUCAGGAGCUGCUCAGGCUUUGAAUGCAGUCCGUCAGAGCUGUUUGAGGCGAGGUCCCGGAGCCACAAGAUACCAGUGAGGGGUCAGAAAGACUUCCUGCCCGAUGGGUCCGAGAAGCAGACGGCUCGUCUGCAGCAAAGUCUGGACGAGCACUGGACGCUCCUGGCCGAGGAGAGGGUGGAGAGACUAGGGAAUUUAGUGAAAGCUGUCUGGACCCCUGAGGAAGGACUAGUGGAAUUGCAGUCUCCAGCAGGGAAAUUUUGGCAGACGAUGGGUUUUUCAGAGAGAGGCAAGCAGUGCCUGCGUCCCGAAGAGGCUCUCUACCUCAUGGAAUGUGGCAAUGUGCAGGUGUUUUACCGGGACCUUCCGUUGUCCAUUCAGGAGGGAUAUGAGCGCUUUCUCUCCGCUGAGACUGUGACUCUUCAUCAGUAUCAGGUGUUUGGACAUUUGAAAAGGCUUGGGUAUGUUGUGAACAGAUUUGACCCCAGUUUAGUCCCAUCCACAUAUGAGAGACAGCUGAAUCUGCCCGCAUCAUCAUGGGACAAGCAGAGAAAACAGCUGAAGAGGAAACGCUCUCAAAGUCCUGUGUCCAGUGACAAACAGAACACGUCACCAGUGGAGAAGACGACAGCCGAAGACCGAAGUGACGAGCUAGUUAAGAGCAGCGAAUCGCCCCUGCGGUCCGCUGAUGCCUCUGACAGGACGUGGUGGAUGGAGAGGGAUGUCCAGCCUCCACCUCCUCAAUCCCAGAGCGCAGCUCCUCGCUGGGACUUCAGCAGCAUCUCUUUCCCAGACCUGGGCUCCCAUAGGAGCCGCUCCGUGUGCCUGGCGUCCCCAGACCGUAGCCUAUUACCCGGCGCUCUGGAGGUGGGCGACUGUGACGUGGCUCCGUGGCUCAGCAGACUCAACAUGAAGCAGGAGAAGCUGUCGCGGCGGGACAGGGAGCGCCAGAGAGAGAGCGAUCGCUACCGCAGGGAUGUUAACAGCGACCGAGAGGUGCGGCGCUGCAGGAACUGGGCGGAGUAUUUCCAGCUGAUGGAGGACAGGAGGAGACGGGGACGGAAAGAAAGACCCGCGCAUCUGUGGGAGAGGGAGGUGACGCCGCUCACUCAGCCCGGCCAGUGCGCCUCGCACCGUGAACUGCUGGACCAGAUCAGCAUUGUCAAGUCUUCGAGCUGGUCUGAGGGGGUUUCCAGGUUGUCCCCGUCAGACCAGUGGAAGAUUAGUUUUGAUGUUUACCAACCGGACACGGUGGCGGAGUUUAAAAAGAGCCAUCCUGGAAAGCCUUACAGCCGCAUGUGUGUCUGCAGUUUUGACGGUCCCGUGCCUGAUCUGCAUGCCAUGAAGCAGCUGUCCUUCCAAAGUGGAGAUGUCCCAGUAACGUUUGCAGUGGUGGAUCAUGGUGACAUCUCUUUUUACUGCUUCAAGGAUUUCAAACUUCCUACCGAUGUGUAUUAAAGGAGCAUAUCUAUAACUGUAUGGGAAAAAAUGUGUAUCUCAGGGUAUUAGUGUUAGUUCACCCAAAAAUGAAAGUUCUGUCAUCUUUUGCUCAUCCUCAUUGACUUCCAUUGUAUUUUUUGACUUCAUUUGGAAGUCCAUGUUUGAUUUACAACAUUUUUCAAAAUAUCAUCUUUUGUGUUUCACAGAAGAAAGAAAAUCAUACAUGUUUGAACGACAUGAGGGUGAGUAAAUGGUGGCAGAAUUUACAUCUUUGGGUGCACUAACCCUUUAAUUACAUUUUAAUAGAAAACUGUUAAGAAUUUGUCAUGUGCAAGUUAUGCCAAAAUACUACACCAGCAUUUAUGACAUCAAAAAUAUCUAUUGUUUGGACAGAAAACAUUAAAGCCUACUUUGGUCAUUUAAUAAUGUAUUGUCUUCAGGAUCAUCUCUACUCGUUGGAUUUCAUUAAAAUGGUUUUUAUCGAAGAAACAUUUCAUUUUGAAAAAGCUUUCAGGGUAUCAUGUUUAAGUUUUGUUUUUGGAUUUGUUUGUGUACUACAUAUUGGGAAUAAUAUUUGGAUAUCUUGGACCGGUUCACAUAUAUUGGUGAUGGUGGUUCUUCAUCAUUCUCUGUUUAUUUAUUACUGUGCUUCAGUGGAAAGGCCGCCACAAUACAAAUAUUGUGUAAUGAAUUGUAAAGAUAGAUGAGCAUUUCAAAUGGUUAAAGUUUGGCAUUGGAAUUAAACGAAUAACUCAAUAGAACAA
Messenger RNA from Pimephales promelas (fathead minnow), 2270 nucleotides. Lineage: Eukaryota; Metazoa; Chordata; Actinopteri; Cypriniformes; Leuciscidae. The record is from RefSeq and is a predicted model, not a curated record.